Molecule: messenger RNA, 507 nt
Organism: Amoebophrya sp. A25
Lineage: Eukaryota; Dinophyceae; Syndiniales; Amoebophryaceae
Source: the annotation of a GenBank genome assembly
CUUUCUUCUUCUAGAAGAAGUACAAGUACGAGUUUUGGGAAAUGUUCAAAAUCAAAUCAUCAGCUUCAUCAUUGGCUUCUGCAGGAGUACGUGGCAGCUACCACCAGAACCGCCAUCAUCAGCGCCACCACUAGGAGUCUUCAGUUGUGGGAGGCAUGCCGACACUUGCCAACAGCUGCUCUGCGCGCAGCCUGAAGAAGGGCGGAAGUUGGCUCCCUCAAACGGCACCGGGCUGCACUUUGUGAAGCAGAGCUUCCAAGUAGUUCUUGUGCGCCUCCUUCUUCUAGUAACAGUAGCCUUGGGCAAUGUUCAAAGUCAAAUCAUCAACUUCAAUACUGGUAGCUUCUGCAGGAGUACACUGCUACAUUCAACACAGCCAGUACUGCCAUUACCUUUACCACCAGCAAUCUCGACCUCGAGGCGUAAUAGGUUUGCCGACACUUGCCAGCAGGCAUCUUGCGCCGAGUCUGACAAAGUAAGAAAGCGGUCUGGCUUGCAAAGUACCCG